Molecule: messenger RNA, 603 nt
Organism: Colletotrichum paranaense
Lineage: Eukaryota; Fungi; Ascomycota; Sordariomycetes; Glomerellales; Glomerellaceae
Exons: 3
Coding region: 1-603 (200 amino acids)
Source: RefSeq, a predicted model, not a curated record
AUGACGGGCGCAAACAACAUCAGAGGCCUCAUGGGCAAAGGCGCCCCGCCAACACCAGCCCUCUUCUCCAUCGUCCGCGUCGCCGUCCUGGUCCUCUCUCUCGCCGUGCUCGCCGCGUGCGCGUACUGCCUGUCGCUGCUGGGCGCCUACUCGAGCAGCUAUACCGGGCCGCCGGGCUUCAUGCUCUUCGUCUCUCUCUUCACGCUCCUCGUCCUAGGCGGCGCCAUGAUCCUCGAGCGUUUCGCGGCGCACCUCUACUUCCGCAUCGCCGUACUCAUCGGCUACGGCACGAACUGCCUGUUUUGGCUGUCAGGCUGGGCGUGGUCUGCGAGCAUCGCGGCCUUGUUCCUGGGUGAUACGUGCGUGCAGGGGACGUGCUUUGGGCCGACUACGGAGGAGAAGCGCUAUGGGGGUAGUAUGGCCGGUGCUGCUGCCGUCGGUGCUGUGAACUGGGUCUUGAUGACGAUUGUGUUGUUUUAUUACAUCAAGGGAUGCCUUUCUGACCCGGAUUGCUAUGGGGUGUCUACGGGCCAUGGGUCGGAGAUGGGGAGCAUCAAAGCUGAGAGCAAGUCGCGGUCUCAGCCUUCCGUUCACGAGCCGUGA